AUGGCGACACAUGCCCUACAGGACCCUAUUCCAGCUCAUUUACCGAUCGCGGAAUACCUAGACAAGAAAUUUCGACUAUCCGCCCUGCCGACGCUGGAGUUUGCAAUCGCUCGCGAUGAGGUAUUCAGCGCAAGUCUUCGGGGCAACUCAACGUCCUCGGAGUCGUUGAUACGGGAUUACGACUCAAAAGAGAAGGAGGAUGUAGAGGAUGAUUAUGUAACGGGGUGGAAGCUGUUCAGCUUGAUGGUGGCGAUUACACUGGCGUCGUUUUUGGUGUUGCUGGACAUGUCUAUCAUUGUGACGGCUAUCCCUCGAAUAACGACCUAUUUUCAAUCCUUGCACGACGUGGGUUGGUAUGGUGCUGCUUAUAACUUGUCAAGUGCGGCGCUUCAACCACUUUCCGGCAAAUUCUACACCUACUUCCGGACCAAGUGGAUAUUUCUCUCCUUCCUCCUCUUAUUCCAAAUCGGCUCUUUAAUAUGCGGCAUCGCCAGCUCCUCCACCAUGUUCAUCCUCGGCAGAGCAGUCGCCGGCCUCGGCAGCGCCGGUCUACAAAACGGCGCAUUCACAAUCAUCGUCGCCGCUGCACCGCUCGAAAAGCGGCCAGCACUAAUGGGCAUGGUCAUGGGCGGUUGUCAGAUCGGACUUGUAGCCGGACCCUUGGUCGGCGGAGCGCUAACAGAAUACACGACCUGGCGAUGGUGCUUCUAUAUCAACUUCCCCAUAGGCGGUCUCGCAGCUCUAGUCAUCGCGCUCGUCUCGAUUCCCGACCGCCGCGUCCGCAUCCCCGGGGGCACAUGGGAUAUUAUCCGCAGCAGAUUUGACCUCCCCGGCUUCGUGCUCUUCGCCCCCUGGGCAAUCAUGAUUCUGCUCGCCGUUGAGUACGGCGGCAUUACGUACCCUUGGAAUUCUCCCAUCGUCAUUGGCUUACUGGCAGGUGGUGUGGCAACGCUGGUUCUGUUUGUGUAUUGGGAGAAGCGGGUUGGUGAGAAUGCCAUGAUCCCGUUGAGUAUUAUUCGUAAGCGGGAAAUCUGGACGGCCUGUCUUCUCAUGGUGUUUUUGUUUACUGCCUUGUUUGGAGCGAGUUAUUACCUGCCAAUUUAUUUUCAGAGCAUAAAGGGCGCGAGUCCGUUCCUGAGCGGAGUAUAUAUCCUACCAAGCCUUAUAACGCAGCUUGUGUUUGCUGUAAUUUCCGGGUUUCUAGUCCAAAAAAUGGGAUACUACCUCCCCUUCGCAGUCGCUUCUGGCGCCAUCGUCGCCAUCGGUAGCGGCCUCCUCGCUACUCUCGAUCCGUUCACCCCAACAGCCAAAUGGGUCGGCUACCAGAUCUUUGUAGGCGCCGGCCGCGGGCUAGGCAUGCAGAUUGCACUGAUUGCAAUCCAGGCGAACACUCCUUCGCCGCUGGUUGCCAUUGCAACUGCCACCAUGGUGUUUUGCCAGACGUUCAGCGGGGCAAUGUUCAUUGCUGUUGCGAAUACGCUUUUUAAUAGCACGCUGAAGAAGGAGUUGACGAGGAGGAUUCCGAGUAUGGAUGCGGAUGAGAUUAUUCGGGCUGGGGCGACGGGCGUGCGGACUGUGGUUCGGGAGGAGUUGUUGCCGGCUGCGGAGAUGUCGUAUGCAAAGGGGUUUCAGUCGGUGUUUUAUCUUGUUAUUGCGUUGGCGGGUUGUAUGUUUUUUGUGGCGUGGGGGAUUGGGUGGAAGGAUAUUAGGAAGAAGAAGAGGGAUCAAAAGGAGAGGCGUGAAGUGUGA
Molecule: messenger RNA, 1749 nt
Organism: Pochonia chlamydosporia 170
Lineage: Eukaryota; Fungi; Ascomycota; Sordariomycetes; Hypocreales; Clavicipitaceae
Product: MFS multidrug transporter
Exons: 6
Coding region: 1-1749 (582 amino acids)
Biological process (GO): transmembrane transport
Molecular function (GO): transmembrane transporter activity
Source: RefSeq, a predicted model, not a curated record